Molecule: messenger RNA, 444 nt
Organism: Thlaspi arvense
Lineage: Eukaryota; Viridiplantae; Streptophyta; Magnoliopsida; Brassicales; Brassicaceae
Source: the annotation of a GenBank genome assembly
AUGUUGAUAUAUUCGAAUGUACUUGCAGGUAUCGAACGUGAGAUUUCAUCUCUUCAGCUGGAGGAGAAGAGACUAGUUGCAGAAAUCAAGAAAACAGCCAAGACUGGAAACGAGGCAAGUCUCCAUAUCGCGGCCACCAAGAUCUUAGCUCGUCAACUUGUUCGAUUGAGGCAACAGAUUACAAACUUACAAGGAAGCCGUGCUCAAAUUAGAGGUGUAACGACUCACACACAGGCUCUGUAUGCCAGCACUUCGAUUUCUUCUGGCAUGAAAGGUGCAACCAAAGCUAUGGUUGCAAUGAACAAGUUAUCUUCAGCUCCAAAGGGUCGGAUUGCUACAAAAACAGCUGCUCCUCCUGCUUCCACUGUAGCUACUAACAGGAGCUCUGAAUCCAGCGAAGUGGAUGAGCUUGAGAAGAGAUUGGCUUCUUUACGACGAAUCUGA